Messenger RNA from Strongylus vulgaris, 273 nucleotides. Lineage: Eukaryota; Metazoa; Nematoda; Chromadorea; Rhabditida; Strongylidae. The record is from the annotation of a GenBank genome assembly.
GUCAAUCAAAUCGGCUCAGUAACCGAGUCCAUUGAAGCAGCUAAACUCUCGCGCUCUAAUGGUUGGGGUGUGAUGGUAUCUCACCGAUCGGGAGAAACCGAAGAUACCUUCAUUGCCGAUCUUGUUGUUGGCCUCGCCACGGGUCAGAUCAAGACUGGCGCUCCUUGCCGCUCCGAACGCUUAGCCAAAUAUAACCAGCUGCUCCGUAUCGAAGAAGAGCUCGGCAAGGACGCAGUGUAUGCUGGAGUGAACUUCCGUAAUCCUAAAUUUUAG